AUGGUUAUUGCUAGAAAUGAAAAUGAACAAAUAUUAAUUGAACCAUCUAUAAACUCUGUUAGAAUAUCGAUCAAAAUAAAACAAGCUGAUGAAAUUGAACAAAUAUUAGUCCAUAAAUUUACAAGAUUUUUAACACAAAGAGCUGAACAUUUCUUUAUUUUAAGAAGAGUUCCAAUUCAAGGCUAUGAUAUCUCAUUCUUGAUUACAAAUUUCCAUACUGAAAAGAUGUUGAAACAUAAAUUAGUUGAUUUUAUUAUUGAAUUCAUGGAAGAUGUUGAUAGGGAAAUCAGUGAAAUGAAAUUAUUCUUAAAUGCAAGAGCUAGAUUUGUUGCUGAAGCUUAUUUAACUCCAUUUGAUUAG
Messenger RNA from Hansenula ciferrii, 360 nucleotides. RefSeq names its product Arc19p (gene ARC19). Lineage: Eukaryota; Fungi; Ascomycota; Saccharomycetes; Phaffomycetales; Wickerhamomycetaceae. Gene Ontology annotation, molecular function: actin filament binding. Gene Ontology annotation, biological process: Arp2/3 complex-mediated actin nucleation; actin filament polymerization. The record is from RefSeq and is a predicted model, not a curated record. Gene Ontology annotation, cellular component: actin cytoskeleton; Arp2/3 protein complex. The transcript has a single exon. The coding region runs from base 1 to 360 and encodes 119 amino acids.